AUGGCUCCCCUUCCGCAAAGCCCUUCGUCAAGGCGUGUCAAUCCGUUUAGUAGAGGGUCCCCGUCUCCCUCCCCGCACUCUCCUCAAGCAGCUCCGACUCCAUCAUCAGCCAGCGCCAGGCCUAAGUCUGUUGCAUUCGCCACUCCGGUUUCAAUAGAGCAAUAUGGGCAUAGCCGUAAUGCGUCAUUCUCGCCCGUGAGCUCAGGAAUAUUUGUACCUUCACAUACCAGACAGCGCUCAAAUUCAAGAACCAACCUAGCAACUUCGAAUACCUUUGCUCCUCAAUUCAUAAAAUCGGAAGAGCUACGAAGGGGCGCUGAUCAAAUCCGUGGGAUUGAGGGUGAUAACGACUUUUCGGGGAAAAGAUAUGUUUGGCUGAGUGACCCGGAGAAGGCUUUCAUCAAGGGGAUGGUCCUGGAUGACACACAGGAUGGACAUUUAUUAGUCCAAUGCGAUGACGGCAGUCAACGGGAGGUCGAUUCCGAGAGCGUCGAUAAAGUCAAUCCUGCAAAGUUCGACAGAGCAGACGAUAUGGCUGAGCUUACCCAUUUGAAUGAAGGCUCUGUCGUUCAUAAUUUGCUUACACGCUAUAAAUCAGACUUAAUAUAUACAUACUCAGGCCUCUUCCUGGUUACUGUUAAUCCUUACUGUCCACUGCCCAUCUACACAAACGAAUACGUGAAGAUGUAUAACGGUCGAUCACGGGAAGAAACACGUCCCCAUAUCUUUGCCAUGGCGGAUCAAGCAUUUCGAAAUCUUGUUGAAGAGGGGCGGAACCAGAGUAUUCUAGUCACCGGUGAGUCUGGAGCUGGCAAGACAGAAAACACAAAGAAGGUCAUCCAAUACCUUGCAGCUGUUGCAUCUUCCCCAGAGGGUUCACAAGGCCGCUUGACCAGCAAACAAAAUUCCAACCUUUCCCAACAAAUAUUAAGGGCGAAUCCAAUACUUGAAGCGUUCGGCAAUGCUCAAACUGUGAGAAAUAACAACUCAUCUCGCUUUGGAAAAUUCAUUCGAAUUGAAUUUUCACGGGCCGGUCAGAUAUCAGGGGCCUUCAUCGAUUUUUAUCUCUUGGAAAAAUCCCGUGUCGUGAAGGUUAAUUCUCAAGAGCGAAGCUAUCACAUAUUUUACCAACUUCUCCGUGGUGCAGACAAGGAAUUGAGGCACCAUCUCCAGCUAAAUGAGCUGGGUAUUGAGGAUUUUUGGUACAUACGUGAUGGGAACGACUCGAUUUCAGGUGUUUCCGAUCUUGACGAAUGGAAUAACCUUAUGGAAGCGUUCAGUAUCAUGAACUUUUCGGGUAACGAUCAAUUGUCCAUUCUGCGAACCGUGGCUGCAGUUAUGCAUCUGGGAAAUGUCACCGUGACCAAGGAAAGCCUGCGCGCAGACCAAGCGACACUGACACCUGAAGGUUAUGAAAGUGCUGCAAAAGCUUGUCAGCUUUUGGGCAUCCCGAUAGAUCCGUUUGUGAAGGGCCUGCUCCACCCAAAAGUAAAAGCUGGAAGGGAGUGGGUAGAGAAAGUUCAAACCCCUGAACAAGUACGACUUGCCCUCGAUGCGCUGGCAAAAGGUAUCUACGAAAGGGGAUUUGCAGAUCUUGUGAGUCGAAUCAACAAGCAACUAGAUCGCAGUGGGACAGCAGGCGAUGAUAGUUGCUUUAUCGGGGUUCUCGAUAUUGCAGGCUUCGAAAUUUUCGAGACCAAUAGCUUUGAACAACUCUGUAUAAAUUAUACCAACGAAAAGUUACAGCAGUUUUUCAACCACCACAUGUUCGUGCUAGAACAGGAGGAGUACGCCAGGGAGCAAAUCGAAUGGCAGUUCAUUGAUUUUGGAAAGGAUCUUCAACCCACCAUCGACCUUAUCGAACUUCCUAAUCCGAUCGGAAUAUUCUCUUGCUUGGAUGAAGAUUGCGUGAUGCCAAAAGCUACUGAUAAAUCAUUUACUGAAAAACUUCAUUCGUUGUGGGACCGGAAAUCUCCAAAAUAUCGUUCUUCCCGACUAAACCAAGGAUUUAUCCUCACCCACUAUGCCGCCGAAGUGGAGUAUUCCACUGAGGGAUGGCUAGAGAAGAACAAGGAUCCCCUCAACGAUAAUGUCACCCGACUAUUAUCUUCGUCAAGUGAUAAACACAUCGCCAACCUUUUUGCUGACUGGGCUGAAGUCGACGGAGAACAUGAAGUGUCAAAGAGCCGUGUUAAAAAAGGAUUAUUCCGCACUGUUGCCCAAAGACACAAGGAGCAACUUUCGAGUCUCAUGGCUCAACUACAUUCUACACAUCCUCAUUUUGUUCGUUGUAUCUUGCCCAAUCACAAAAAGAGACCCAAGCUAUUUGAUGGCCCUUUGGUACUGGAUCAACUCCGCUGCAAUGGUGUACUGGAAGGUAUUCGAAUUGCCCGUACCGGAUUUCCCAACCGCCUUUCGUUCACAGAGUUUCGACAGCGGUAUGAGGUUCUUUGUCCUCUGAUGGCAAAAGGAUACCUUGACGGACAAAGCGCGGCUAGCCUUAUUGUUGAGAACCUGGGGCUAGACAAGUCGCUGUAUCGUAUUGGUCUGACAAAGAUGUUCUUCAGAGCUGGUGUUCUUGCAGAGCUCGAAGAGCAAAGAGACACUCUAAUACGUGACAUCAUGACAAGAUUCCAGUCUGUUGUCAGAGGGUUUGUCCAGAGGCGCAUUGCAAACAAACGGCUAUACCGUACAGAAGCCACUCGUAUCAUCCAGCGUAACUUCCACGUCUACCUCGAUCUAAAAUCAUCCCCAUGGUGGACAUUGUUUGUACGGAUGAAGCCACUUCUUGGAGCAACACGAACUGCUGGGGAAGUGAAAAAACGCGACGAGCAAAUCAAACAACUUGAGGAGAAAGUACGAAAUGACAUUGCAGAGCGCCAAAAGUUAGAGGAGGAGCGCCGGAGGGCAGACGUAGAAGUGCAAAGGAUAAGAAAGACUCUCGAGAGUGAACGCGCGCUGGCCUUGGAUAAAGAGGAAAUUUUCAAACGACUCCAAUUUCGAGAGAUCGAGCUCAGCGAAAAGCUAGCCGGCGCGAUCGCUGAUCAAGAGAGCUUGGAGGAUCAGAUGGAUGUGCUGAUAGCAUCCAAAAAGAAAACUGAGGAGGAGCUGGAGCUUCGACGUUCGCAGCUUGAGCAAGCAGCGCAGAUAAUCAGUCGCCUUGAAUCUGAGAAGAAAGAACUCCAAGGACAAAUCACUGAACUUGAGAAACAGUUACAAGAUAUUGAGAACAAUCACCAAAAGCGAGAUAGCGAGGUUGAUAAACUGUCUCAGGAAGUCAAGAUGCUCAAUAGCCACCUAAGCUUAAAGGAGCGGAAAUUACAAGAUCUCGAAGCUAAACUUCUCAAGUCAGACCAGAACCUGGACAUCAAGCUGGCGGACGCGACCAAAGAACUCCAGUUUUCGAGGAAGCAAGUUAAAGAUCUUGUAGAAGAAAACAGAUCAAUUCGCCAACAGAUCUCCGAUCUAUCCUCCACAUCGACCGGGUAUGAGGAAUUAGUCAGACGAAAGGAGGGGGAGAUUUCUAUCCUUCGUGGAGAUGUGAAAAAGUUGGAGUCGGAGAAAAUAACCCUGGAAGCCGAAAAGCAAACCCUUACACACCGACACAGUGACAUGCAACAACGACUCCGUGAGCUCCAGGCACAAACGGAUGUUAUGACGUCGGAAAAGAAGAACCUGGAACGCGAGGCUGCAGAUGUCAAGAAGCUAUUAGAAGCCAAGAUCUCCGAAGAUGCUGAGGCUGGGCAAUGUCGCAAAUUGCUUGAUCAACAAGUCAAGGAUCUCAAGGAGCAACUGUAUGCUGUUCAAGCUGAUCUUAGCCGUGAGAGGCAAUCAAGAGACGAUGUGCAAAUACUCGGUGAACAUAAACAUGCCCAACUCCAACAGGAAUUUGACAUCCUUAACGAAUCGAAGAUUACUAUAGAGAAAGAAAUGUAUAUCCAGCAAGACACAUUGCGGCGAGCUACCGAAGCGCGAGCAGCAGCUGAGGCAUCCUGCAAAGAGUUGCAGAAGGAACUCAUCAAUCUACGAGAACGUUUCACCAAGGUUGAGCGUGCGCAUUUGGAUUCCGAAACCGCAAUUGAAAAGAAAAUUGUAGCGCAAGCAAGUGAACGGCAAGCAAGUUUACGGCGAGACCUUGCGGCAAAAUCCAACGAACUUGACGAAGUCGAAAAAGAGCGUGCUCGCCUUGCUGCGCAGGUGCAGGACCUCACGCGAACCAUGGCCGAAUCCGAGGCCUUCCGGGUUCGUCAUGAUCAGCAUAAGGAGCGCCUAGAGCGCGAACUCGUGACAAUCAAAGGAAGGCUCGCUGCCUCGGAAAAUGACAACAGAGCCCUUCUUAACAAAAUCCAGCAGAAAAACCUUGACAUUGCUCGUUCAAAUUCCCGGGCUAGUGAUACGCAACGAUCGAGGAUGGUGCAGAUCCAGAAUGAGAAGAGUCGGUUGGAGGAAGUGAACAAGCAGCUUUUACAACAGCUGGGCGAUGCCCAACUAUCCAUCACCGCACUUGAAAAACAAAAGGAAAAGCUGGCUCUAAGCGUUGAAGAUCUCAACCAUGAGGUUACCAGAGAACAUAAGGCAACAAGAAGUGCGGAGAAAGCAUCAUCAGCAUCCAAUAUCCAGCUUGCUGAGGCCAACAGAAACCUUGAAACCGAAAGGCAGCUGAGAAUCCAGGCCCAAGCCAACACGCGCAAACUUCAAGCUUCUGUUGAUCAAGCAAAUAAAGAACUUCAAGAUUGCCAUCAGCAGCUUAUACUUCUCCAUAAGGUAUUCAACCCUGAAGCUGAUGAAAACCCCAGUUCCUGGGAGGCGGUCAAACCGAACUUGUCCAAGAGUGUGGAUAUGGCAGCAGUGUUGGAGUCAGUACAAAACAAGCUUAGAGUUACUGAAGAGAAAUGCGCUCGCGCUGAAAGCCAACUAGCUGAAAUGCGUCGACGCCACGCGGAUGAAAUGGCUGAGCUUGAUGCUCGUUAUUCCUCUUCCAAACGGGCACUUCUUGAAGAGAUCGAUCAAAAUCAAGUUGCAGUGUCGCGUUCGCCGAAUCAUUUCAAGAAGAAUUCCGAUCCUGUCAAGCGCUACUCAAACCCCUGCACACCAAACAAUCGCCGAUUUAAUUUCAAUGAUGGCGCCAAUGAUUCUGGUCGAUCUGAUAGAACUGUGGACACUGUGGCUUUUCAGAAGCGAAUGGAUACUGCUGCUGAAAUCGAAUUGCUUCAAAAUCAACUUCAGCUCACUGAGAUGCAGAAUCGGCAACUCCAAAGUCAGCUUGAGAGGUCAAGCCCGGCAUGGGAUUCGUGGCAAGAUGAGAGCCCUUCGAUCCGACGAAUGCAGCUUCUUGAGCGUGAAAAUGGACGUCUUCACGAAAAGCUUGACGACUCCGCGAAGAAAGUGUCAGCGCUGGAACGUAGUAUUCAAUCUGGAGAGCUGACCCUCCGAGAUGUCCAAGCCAGAUCUCAUGAAGAACUCUACGACCUGCUCAACUCUCAGGAACAGUCAAGAAAAUCGCUUCUGCACGCUCAUAAGAGUGCGCUGGCCGAUCUAACAGACGCAAAAGGCCAGUUGGACAAGAUCAAGCAUUCAAGGGUAAGCCUUGAAGUCGAGCUACGGGAUGCUACUUCCGAGUUGAAAGAAUUGCAGCUUGCCAGGGAACAAGAUGCGGCCGGUCGGUCUCAAUUGCUCCAGGAGUUUGCAGACCUCCAAAUUAGAUUGGAUGCUGAAACUUCCAAGGUCAGCGACUUGACCUCCAGCCUCGAGCUCUACAAGGGUCGCGCCGAUGAAUACUUUGGAAAGCUUGAACAGGCUGAAAUCGCUGUCUUGAAAGCUAGUCGCGCCGAACAGUUUGCCAAAGCGCAAGCCAAGGAGGCAGAAGAUACAUGCGCAACCAUUAUGGCAGAACGGAAACAAAUGGAUAGCCUCAUUGAAGAUUUACAACGCCAGACGCAAUCCUAUGAAGAAAAGGUCGAAGAUCUCGCUGCUGAUCUGGACGCGGCAUUACAAGCAAAGAGGAGGCUACAAAAUGAAUUAGAAGAUUAUAGAAGCCAACGCGCCAUGGACAUCGAAGACAAGGAAAUUUCCUUAGAGCAAACCAGGAAGAAAUAUCAGAUGGAAUUCUCAACUUUGACUAAUGAACUCGAGAUCGAGCGUGAGAAUGUGCUCCAUAUCCGAGGGGAAAAUGCUCGAUUGCGUGAAGAAAUUGAGGAGCUCCGAUCCAAGUGGGAUGACGAAGUCUUGAAUAGCUCUACCUGGGCGAAGGAGAAGUCACGUUUGGAAUUGACUUUGCGUGAUCUAUCGAUUUCACGAGACGAGGCCGUUAAUGCACAUAAUGAUGCGCAAAGCAAAAUAGUUACUUUGUUAUCCCAAGUCCGCGGCCUGCGAACAUCGGUAGAUGAUAUUUCCAGUGAGCGUGAUGCACUACUCAAGGAGAAGAGGACUCUUGAAGCGCGCCUCAAUGAAGCGUCAGAUCGCUUGGCUGAACUUGCACAAGGAGAAAAUCCUUCUGUUCGCAAUGCUGCUGAGAUAGAUCGGGAACUCCUUGAAUUAAGAACUAAACUUGCUCAGCAGGAAGACUUAUCUUCAGCCGCUGUUGGAAAGAUGAGGCGAGCAGAAGCCCUGGCAACUGAAAUACAGAAGGAAAUUGUUGCUGAACGUGAAUCAAAUGCUCAGCUCUUCAAGGAAAAGGCAGCCCUAGAGAAGCAGCUGAAGGAGGCACAGUUGAAGUGCGUUGAUUUAGAAACUAAAGGCUACACUUCUCCUAGCCAGGAUGUGAGAUUUUUGCAUAAACGUAUCCAAGAGCUCGAAACCCAGUUGGAUGAACAAGAAUCCAAGCGAAAUGCUGAUCAACGAUCAAUCCGCAAUGUUGAUCGCACUGUCAAGGACCUUCAAUCUCAGAUUGACCGCCGUGACAAAAUGAAUGCGCAAUUAUCUGAGGAUAUUUCCAAGUCCCGUGACAAGAUCGAACGGCUCCUCAAGACCAUUGAAGAGCUUCAGUCAAGCGAUUCUGAAAACCAACUCCAGGCACGACGAGCCGAAAGGGAACUACGUGAAGAGAGAGAGAAAUCUCUACGACUUGAGCGAGAGCUAGAGGCCUGGAAGGGUUUGCGGGUGGAGCGAGGCAGUGCAACUGGUCGCAGCGGGACUGCGAUUGGAUUGAGUGAAGUGGGUGAUCGAUUCGGUGGUGUCAAUGUGAGUCGCCGCGGUAGUGGCGUCUUUGUAGGUCCGGGACCAAAUGGCCCUAUCGAAGUUCCUCAACGAAAAUUGAGUAACUCGAAAGGAUUCCUAUGA
This is a messenger RNA of Histoplasma capsulatum G186AR, 7278 nucleotides long. RefSeq names its product myosin. Gene Ontology annotation, cellular component: myosin complex. Lineage: Eukaryota; Fungi; Ascomycota; Eurotiomycetes; Onygenales; Ajellomycetaceae. Gene Ontology annotation, molecular function: cytoskeletal motor activity; ATP binding; actin filament binding. The transcript has 5 exons. The record is from RefSeq and is a predicted model, not a curated record. The coding region runs from base 1 to 7278 and encodes 2425 amino acids.